This is a messenger RNA of Eucalyptus grandis, 1326 nucleotides long. RefSeq names its product zeatin O-glucosyltransferase-like. Lineage: Eukaryota; Viridiplantae; Streptophyta; Magnoliopsida; Myrtales; Myrtaceae. The transcript is spliced from 2 exons. Bases 1 to 1326 code for a protein of 441 amino acids. The record is from RefSeq and is a predicted model, not a curated record.
AUGGAAGACGUCUCAGGAUCGGUGACGGUGAUCAUGGUGCCUCUUCCGGCGCAAGGCCACCUCAACCAGCUCCUCGAGCUCGCCCACCUCGUCGCCUGCUACGGCAUCCCCGUCCACUAUGUUGGCUCCGCCUCCCACAACCGCCAGGCCAAGUUCCGCUCCCACGUCCCGCCCUCAUCCGCGGCUAGCGACAUCCGCUUCCACGACUUACCAAUCCCGCCCAUCCUCUCCCCCGACCCCAGCCUUAGUUCCCCUUACAAGUUCCCCUCCCAACUCCAACCGGCGUUCGAUGCCACUUCGUCACUUCGAGGCCCCAUUGCCUACCUCAUCCGCUCCCUGUCCUCGGGGUCGAGGCGGGUCGUAGUGGUCCACGACUCACUGAUGGCUUCUGUGGUCCAGGACGCUGCCUCGGUCCUCAACGCUGAGAUUUAUGAAUUCAAUCCUAUUUCCGCGUUCACGCUCUGUUGGUUCACGUGGGAGAGCAUAGGGAUGGCACCCCCGCCGGAGGUGGAGGUCGACAUCGCGGAGCUCAUCGCCUCCAAGGGCUUGCCGUCCCUCCUCGACUCCUCCACCGACGAGUUCUUGAAGUUCGCCGAGUCACAGAACGAGUGCAAGAAAUUCCACUCAGGGUGCAUCUACAACACUUGCAGGGUCGUCGAAGGCCGUUUCGUAGACUUAUAUGCCAGCGCAACAGCAAACGGCACCGCAACCAAGCACUGGGCAAUCGGGUCGUUCAACCCGGUCAAAUUACCCGAAAAGAGGUCGAGAAGAUCGGCUCACGGGUGCAUGGAGUUGCUCGACAAGCAAGCGCCAAGCUCUGUGAUGUAUGUGUUGUUCGGCACCACGACGGUGCUGAGUGACGAGCAGAUCCGCGAGAUCGCCAUGGGUGGGCAGAAGUUCAUCUGGGUAUUAAGGGAAGCUGAUAAGGCGGACAUUUUCGGUGGAGGAGGAGAGGCGUGGAUAAUCCAACUGCCCCAGGGGUUCGAAGAGAUGGUGGCGGCUCGAGAUUUAGGGGUGGUGGUGAGGGACCGGGCACCGCAGCUAGAGAUCUUGGGGCACCCGGCGACAAAGCGGAUUCUUGAGCCACUGCGGGUGGAACUCUUGUAUGGAGAGCAUCAGCAUGGGAGUGCCGAUCCUCGCAUGGCCUAUGCAUUCGGAUCAGCCCCGGAAUGCGGUCUUGAUCACACGAGUCCUCAAGAUUGGACUUAUCGUCAAGGAUUGGAUGAGCCAAGACGACCUCGUGAAGUCGUCCACCAUCGAAGGCGCCGUGAAGGCGCUCAUGGUGUCGAGGAAGGGAGGAGGCGAGGAAGAGGGCGGCUGAGUUAG